AGAAAAGGGAUUCUGAGAAUAACUUAGGUUUGCUGGUGAACUGUCAUGUUUGUAGUGCACAACUAGCUUCUAAGACAUUUGACCCUUUUUUUGAAGCAAAUACUUGUUAUCUAAGUUGCAGCUAAAUAGUACAAAUUAUAAAAUAGGUAGCACAAGCCAUAUAAAAACCCCUUUUUAUGAACUUACGUGUUAGAUUUACAUUUGAGAUCAGUGCAUGUGAAGGAUCUCCAUGUGCCAAGAGCUGGAACAUGUCAAACAACCACAUAGUACAUAUGUGUUAUCUUUGGUGUAACAAACAAAGAAACAAACAAAAUAGCAUAAAAUAAGACAAUUGAUGGCAUUCCUGAAUUUCAACGAAAGGAUAAUUCAUGAAAAUGCAAGGCUAGCUAGAAAUAGAUAACUCACAAAAUUCUAAUAUUAGAAUUAUUCAAGUGUGGUGGCUGAAAGCUCUGAAUUUGUUGGGUCAAGAAGAAAAAUGAGAAUCUGGGAUGAAUUAGUAGCUCAGUACAGAAUCAUUGCAACUUUUACUGCCCUUUUCACUCUGCUUAAACUAAACUAUAUUCUAUUAUUGCAGAUAGACUGGAACCUUGCUGUAAUAUGCCAUGCAUCCUCUUACUUGCCAAAACAGUUAUUUAAAGCUUUUGUCUUUUCUUUUCUACGUUUGUCCUCUUUUAAUUUGGCUGCCUGCCUCUUUACUCAUUAACAAAAAGGAUAAAUUUAUCAUCUAUGGUUGCUGAGAAGGCAGUAGGAAAGACAAGAUGAACCUGUUACCUACCACUCAAGGAUAACACAUGAACACUAGGGGAGUUGAAGGCAGUGAUUGGAUUCUCUGAGCCAGUGGAACCUGGCUAAGAAUGAGAUUCUAGGAUGAAUAGAUAUUUUGACCAGAAAAAACAAUUUUUUUACAUCCUUUUCCAUGUUGCUCCUACUAUCUCCUUGAGAAUUUGUGCUGCUGUUGCAAAUAGACUGACACCAAGCCAUUUGCAACAUUGCUCUUCAUUGGCUGAACACUUUAAUCUGGUAGGUUUCCAUUUUAAAAUGAAAAAGAAACUAAUGAAUUGAUUUUGUACAAGCCUACCAUUUUAAUCAUUAUAGGACAUGACAAAUUAAUUUUCCAUGGUUACCAGUUAGAAUUGUAAGGAAACCUUUGGUCUUACUACUAUUAUCUGUCAUUUUUGCAGGGUCUCAUAUUUGCAGCCCGUUUUAUGGUUUGCAUUUCUAUUUUCUAAUUUGCUUCGAAGGAAUAGGCUAUAUGUCUUUGUUCUUUAUCAUCUUAAUAGUACCUUGGAGUAGAUGGAAUAUUUUAUUUUUCAUUUUCUAGGAUAUCCUUUCAUUUGCCUUUUCAGGUGUUGCUAAUGAUGCUUGUUGCUGUAUACUUUUCUGUGGUAAAGGGCUAAACUUUAAAGUAAUAUUCUAUUGUUGCAAAACCAACAGUCCAUUGCCUUUAAAAGCAUGUGCACAGUUAAUUCUAGCCUUACUGAAACGUAUAUUCCUCUUUAGAUUUGCUGUAUGCUUGAAAAAAGUAACAAUCUUUAAAAACAUUUGCAUAGUUUAAUUCUACCCUUACCGAAAUGUAUAUUCCUCUUUAGAUUGGCUGUAUGCUUGAAAAGUAACAAUCUUUGUGAACUCUUUUGUCAUGGCUUUUUUCAUUUUUGUAUAAUAAUCUGGUCACCUGUUCAAGCUAAUGGAAUUUAUCUCCACUAUCUUUAUGUCAGUAAUAUAUCCAUUUUAGCUGGAGUUACUUUAAACUUUAGACAGUGUUCCCUGAGAGCAUACAGUUGUAUGUGAAAGGUAGUGAAUGUUGAUGGGAUACAUGCUUUAUAGUCAAAAUAAUGUUUGAAGGGGAUAGAGCAUCUCUAUUGGGAUUUAGCGUUUCUGCAUAUUAUGCUUAAAGGGAAUCAAAAUCAUUUUUAAUAUCUGUUCAACAUAUGGAAAAGUGCUUGCUUAUUAAGGUUUUCUAUUGUCUAUUAUAUAUUUUGGUGCAUGUGAGGACACACACUCAUGGAGAUACAAUUGAGUUGCAUUUCUUUCUCCAGAUCUCUGAUGCUCCCUUGCCAAGACCUGGUCAAAUGAUGCAAGUCCAAAAUGAUCAACCGGUACAAAAUACAUCAUAUUAUGAGGAUCUCCAAGAGGAGAAGAGAGCAGUGAUGAUAACAUGGUGCUUUGGUGGCAAGAGAGUAGCUAUUACUGGGUCAUGGGACAAUUGGAAGACCAGAGAACCCUUGCACUCUUUGGGUAAAGAUUUCAUUAUCAUGAAGAUGCUCCCAUCAGGUGUCUACCACUACCACUUCAUUGUUGAUGAGCUGAUUAGAUAUGCUCCAAACUUACCAUGGGAAUUUAAUGAGUCUGGAAGUGCUUAUAACGUUUUGGAUUUGCAGGAGUUUGUUCCAGAAGCUCCUGAAAGCCUCUCAGAGUUCGAAUCUCCUCCUUCCCCGAUAUCAAGCUAUGACAAUCAACCACUAAAUGAUGGUGAUUUCAGCAGACCUCCGCCCGAACUGCCUCCACAGCUCCAGACAACUUUAAUAGAUGAGCGAAGAUUCAUCAUUAGAAGUCGCAAGUCCUUGCCAAGGCCUUCUCAUACGAUGCUGAAUCAUCUUUAUGAGCAAGAUGGUGAUGAUGGUCAGUCUGUGGCUCUUUGCUCAACACAUCGAUUUCUUCAAAAAUAUGUGACUGUGGUACUAUACAAGUCCUUGCGUAGGUAAAUUAAAUCGUUAUAUCUUAAUAUAUAUUUUAAUACUGAUAUUGUUGACACGAUUAAAAGGAAAAUGUUAAAAGUAUACAGUAGGAUAAGAAAACAUUUAGCAUAGGAUAAGUAAGUUUAUAUGGCAUAUGAACAUGCUCUUCAGUUGCUAUGACUUUUGCACAUGGUGUUCACUUCUACUUCGAACCUUUCAAUGCCGAGUUUCCAAUUUUGUAUU
This is a messenger RNA of Theobroma umbraticum, 2918 nucleotides long. Its product is annotated as SNF1-related protein kinase regulatory subunit beta-2-like. Gene Ontology annotation, molecular function: protein binding. The record is from RefSeq and is a predicted model, not a curated record. Lineage: Eukaryota; Viridiplantae; Streptophyta; Magnoliopsida; Malvales; Malvaceae.